CCUCCUCGCCCCCCUCCCCUUCCCCUCGCAUCCUUGGAAGCAACAAUUAAGCAGCUCUGGGAUAAAACACACAGCCCGCGGGAGCACGGGGGCAUUGCUUCAAGAGAUGGCAAGGCAGGCAGCUGCACCCCUCCUCCCCGGAGUCCUCCUCCUCCUCUCCAUCCUCCCGGCUACUCAGCAAGGAGGGGUUCCUGGUGCUAUCCCGGGAGGGGGAGUCCCAGGAGGAGGCUUUUUCCCAGGUGCUGGAGUUGGAGGUUUGGGAGCAGGACUCGGGGCUGCAGGGAAACCUCCCAAACCAGGGGUCGGAGGACUUGGGGGACUCGGCCCCCUUGGCCUGCAGCCAGGUGCUGCGGGUCUGUUCCCUGGAGCCUUCCCCGGGGCGGCGUUCCCGGGAGCCGCCUCGGCCGCGGCGCUCAAGGCUGCAGCCAAAGCUGGUGCUGGCAUUGGAGGCGUGGGUGGAAUUGGUGGUCCUGGUGGCCUCGGGGUCUCCACAGGUGCCGUGGUACCGGGCGCGGUGCAGCCCGGCCUUGGCGCGGCAGGGAAACCCCCUAAAAUACCAGGUGCUGGGAUUCCUGGAGCUUUUCCGGGCGGCGUGCUCCCUGGUGCAGGCGUUCGCUUCCCUGGCGUGGGAGUGCUGCCCGGAGUCCCCACUGGAGCUGGAGUCAAGCCUAAAGCCCCAGGAGUUGGAGCCUUUGGAGGAAUUCCUGGACUGGGAGGUUUUGGAGGUCAGCAGCCUGGUGUCCCUCUGGGUUAUCCCAUCAAAGCUCCUAAGCUCCCAGGUGGCUAUGGACUGCCCUACACUAAUGGCCUCAGGCCCGGCGGGAUAGGAGCCGGCCUCCUGGCAGGAAAGGCAGGAUACCCCACCGGGACAGGGGUCGGAGCACAGGCAGCAGCAGCGAAGGCAGCAGCAAAACUUGGAGCCGGGGUCUUGCCCGGCGUUGGAGGCAUCCCAGGAGUUGCGCCCGGUGUCGGCAUCGGCGGUGUCCCAGGAGUUGGGGUCGGAGGACCAGCAGCGGCGGCAGCAGCGGCGAAGGCAGCGGCAAAGGCGGGAGCUUUUGGUCCAGGGGCAGUGCCCGGAGUCGGAGGUGUCCCUGGCUUGGUGCCCGGAGUCGGAGGUGUCCCCGGGGUGGUGCCCGUGUCGGAGCUGUCCCCGGGGUGGCAGGGGUGCCGUCGGCAGCAGCAGCAGCAAAGGCAGCUAAGUACGGCGCCGGCGUUCCCGGUGUCGGUGUGGGUGGCGUCCCCGGCCUCGUGCCCGGUGUCGGAGCUGUCCCCGGGGUGGUGCCCGGAGUCGGAGCUGUCCCCGGGGUGGUGCCCGGAGUCGGAGCUGUCCCCGGGGUGGCAGGGGUGCCGUCGGCAGCAGCAGCAGCAAAGGCAGCUAAGUACGGCGCCGGUGUUCCCGGUGUCGGUGUGGGUGGCGUCCCCGGCCUCGUGCCCGGAGUCGGAGCUGUCCCCGGGGUGGUGCCCGGAGUCGGAGCUGUCCCCGGGGUGGCAGGGGUGCCGUCGGCAGCAGCAGCAGCAAAGGCAGCUAAGUACGGCGCCGGUGUUCCCGGUGUCGGUGUGGGUGGCGUCCCCGGCCUCGUGCCCGGAGUCGGAGGUGUCCCUGGGGUGGUGCCCGGAGUCGGAGCUGUCCCCGGGGUGGUGCCCGGUGUCGGAGCUGUCCCCGGGGUGGCAGGGGUGCCGUCGGCAGCAGCAGCAGCAAAGGCAGCUAAGUACGGAGCUGGCGUUCCUGGCAUCGCUGGCAUUCCUGGUGUUCCUGGCGUUCCUGGUGUUCCUGGAGUUCCCGGUGUCCCUGGUGUUCCAGGUGUUCCUGGUGUGCCUGGGGUUCCUGGUGCUGUUCCUGGUGUUGGAGUUGGUGGCCCGGCAGCAGCGGCCGCAGCCAAGGCUGCAGCGAAAGCAGCGGCGAUCGGAGCAGGACGUGUUCCUGGUGUUGGUGUUCCCGGUGUUGGCGUUCCAGGUGUUGGUGUUCCCGGUGUUGGCGUUCCCGGUGUUGGCGUGCCUGGAGUGGGUGUGCCAGGUGUUGGCGUGCCCGGUCUGGUGCCUGGGGUCGGCGUUCCAGGAGGUCCGGCAGCCGCUGCCAAAGCAGCCGCCAAAGCAGCCAAGUACGGAGCAGUUGGCCUGGCUCCUGGUGUGGGUGGCCUGGCUCCUGGUGUGGGUGGCCUGGUUCCUGGAGUAGGUGGCCUGGUUCCUGGAGUAGGUGGCCUGGUUCCUGGUGUUGGAGGUGUCCCAGGUGUUGGAGGUCCAGCAGCAGCAGCCAAAGCAGCAGCCAAGGCAGCCAAAUUUGGUGCUGGGGUUGGAGGGGUGCCAGGGGUGGUGCCUGGCGUGGGCGGAGUGCCUGGAGUGACACCCGG
This is a messenger RNA of Camarhynchus parvulus, 2348 nucleotides long. It is a transcript of the gene ELN, whose product is annotated as elastin. Lineage: Eukaryota; Metazoa; Chordata; Aves; Passeriformes; Thraupidae. The record is from RefSeq and is a predicted model, not a curated record. Gene Ontology annotation, molecular function: extracellular matrix structural constituent. The transcript has 32 exons. The coding region runs from base 107 to 2173 and encodes 688 amino acids.